AAGAUAUGGAGCUUUGGGAGCUUGAUGUCGACUUUGGAGACGCGCCCGGGGUGCAUCUACCAGGAAUCAAAGGAAGCCAAAGAGACGCUAUCAAGGGAUACUUAGACUGGGGACGGUUUACAGGAGCUGCGGG
Molecule: messenger RNA, 133 nt
Organism: Acaulospora colombiana
Lineage: Eukaryota; Fungi; Glomeromycota; Glomeromycetes; Diversisporales; Acaulosporaceae
Source: the annotation of a GenBank genome assembly